AUGCAAAAAGUUGAAGUUAAUGAUCUUCCACCAAAACCAGCAGUAGUUAAAAAUAGAGUUCAAGAUGUUAUUAUAAUUAAAAGAAAUGGUUUUGGUGAUAAACAAAUGGUUGUUCCUCCACCUCCAAUGAAAACUUUUAUAAAUCAAUCAAACUCAAAUAAUGAAGAUUCAAGUAAUACUACAACUACAACUACAACUACAAGUACAAGUACAACUAAUAAUUCUACUUCAAAAUCAAACAAAUCAACUCCAUUAAAUAAACAAUUUGGACAAUCAAAACUUCAAGAUUCUUCACCUAAACCAAAAGCUCGUCCUAUAAUACCACCACCUAAAAUAAUCACUCAAAUACCUGCUGAUCCUCAUAAUAUAUUGAAAAAACAAAAAAUUGAUACUAAACUCCUUUUUCCAAAAUCACCAAUACGGAGAAGACCAAAACCUAUUAGAUCAAUUUCAAAGGAUUCAUCAACAAAGGAAUCAACCCCCAAUCCAAAUAAUUUAGAAAAAAAUCCAAAUUUAAAUUCAUCAACUCCUCAAAAUGAAAAUAAAAUGGAAAAAAAUCAAGAUAAUAGUGAAAACCUUAAAUCCAUUGUUGAUUUACGGGAUGAUACAGCUUCUCCCGAUUUUUUUGAUGAUAUUGAUAAUGAUCAUGAUAUGGGUGGUUUUUCACCAUCAAUUUCACCUAAUUCAUCUCGUCGAAAUUCAACAAAUAUUAAUAAUAUAUCAGAAUCUUUUAAUAAGGAUAAUAAUGAUAAAUCUGAAGAUUUGAGUGAUAUAGCGAAAAUGUAUGCAGAAAAUAACACAAUAGCUAAAAAUAUUGGUGAUAAUAAAACUUUAGAAGAACAAAUACCCAUCUUAAUCAAGGCACAACCUUUAGAUACAAAUGAAUAUGCAAGUCAUAUUCAAAAACUUGCAAAAAUUUUAUAUGAUGAAAAAUAUGAUCCCAAAUAUGGUGAAAAAUUACAUUUAAAAUUUUUAGAAUUAUUAGAUAUAAUUGAAGAAUUUGUAAAUUAUUCAAAUCCAUUAAAAUCUCAAUUAUAUUUAAUUAUUGAAAGAAAUUUUGAUAUUUUAAUUCAAAUUGGUACAAAUUAUAAAAUCCUAGAUAUUUCAACAAAAGUUAUAAGAUUUUUAACUACAGUAAUGAUUAAUUUGAAUUAUUGGGAAUUAUAUAAUUUAUUACAAUGGAAACCUUCAAUUUAUCAUUUUAUAAAUUUAAUUAAUUUAGAUAUUAAUGAAAUUUAUCAAAAAUUUUUAAAUGAUUAUCAAAAUUAUUCAUAUAAUAAAAUUCAACAACCUUUACCAUUUCCAAGAUCAAGAAUUAGAAUGAGAAAACGUAAAAUUAAAAAAAUUAUUGAUGAUUUAGAUUUAACUGCUGAAGAAAAAGAAAGAACUGCUAAAUUUUUUUCAUUAAAUCCCGAUACUGCAGAUCAUGAUAGAUAUAUUGCUGAUAUUGUUUCUGGUAGAAAUAAACAAAAAAGAACUUUUAGACCAGAUGUUAAAUUACAACAUCAUAAAAUUAUUAAAAAACCAAUACCUCAAGCUGAUAAAUCUACAGCAAAAUCUUCAAAUUAUGAUCCUGAUGUUGUUCAUGAAUGUCAAUUACCUUCAGCAGAAAUUCCUCAUAAAUUAUGUUUAAGAAGAUUUUCUCGUAAAUAUGAAUUAAUUCGUCAUCAAGAAACUGUUCAUUCAAAAAAGAAAAAAUUAUUUAAAUGUUAUGUAUGUGUAAAACAAAAUCCAGGAGUUGGACCAAGAAUUUUUACUCGUCAUGAUACUUUAGCAAAACAUAUAAGAGUUAAUCAUGAAAUAUUUGGUAAAGAAGCAAAAGCAGAAGUUGCAUAUUCAAAAAAACAUGCAGAAGUUGUUGAAGAAGGUGAUAUAACUGUUCAUGUUGGUAGAAGAAAAACUAAAGUUGAUUUUGAAUUAAGAGCUCAUAUGGAAAGAACAGGUAGUGAUUCAUUUGGUGGAUAUUUAGAAACAAGUGAUUUAGAAUCAGGUGAUGAAGAAGUUAUAUUUAAUGAUCCAAAUAGGCAAAUUUAA
Messenger RNA from Lodderomyces pseudojiufengensis, 2034 nucleotides. RefSeq names its product Fgr15p (gene FGR15). The transcript has a single exon. The record is from RefSeq and is a predicted model, not a curated record. NCBI's taxonomy places the organism in Eukaryota, Fungi, Ascomycota, Pichiomycetes, Serinales, Debaryomycetaceae. Bases 1 to 2034 code for a protein of 677 amino acids.